Molecule: messenger RNA, 1663 nt
Organism: Aedes albopictus (Asian tiger mosquito)
Lineage: Eukaryota; Metazoa; Arthropoda; Insecta; Diptera; Culicidae
Product: 3-hydroxykynurenine transaminase
Exons: 4
Coding region: 323-1525 (400 amino acids)
Cellular component (GO): peroxisome
Molecular function (GO): L-serine:pyruvate transaminase activity; L-alanine:glyoxylate transaminase activity
Source: RefSeq, a predicted model, not a curated record
ACCAAUCUAACCGGAGGACCUACUCAGUCUACGUCGAAUGCUCCUGGUGGCAAGAUCGGGUUUCGGGUUACGAGAAGGAUCGUCGUCGCUUACCUACCUGUGUCUGUGUCGUGUCUGAAGAAAGUCUUUCUUCCUUGUUCGUCGGUUGGUUCAUUGGAACGGGCCAAUCCUGUCAGGAGGGGUGUGAAUCGGCAAGAGUCAUCGUCAUCACGCGCAAGACCUGAAGAGCUGAGGGCAAGUGCAUUUGUGUGGUUUCCCGUUGGCACUUUGGAUUUAUAGUUCUGAACCGGAUUUAGUGGUUGGUUUUUUGAAGUGCAUCACAAUGAAAUUCACCCCGCCACCAAAUUCCCUCCGAGGUCCCCUCGUCAUCCCGGACAAGAUUAUGAUGGGUCCGGGACCGUCCAACUGUUCGAAGCGUGUUCUCGCUGCUCUGAACAACACCUGCCUUAGUAACUUCCACGAUGAGCUGUUCCAAGUGAUCGACGAAGUCAAAGACGGCCUACGGUACAUCUUCCAAACGGAAAACCGAACGACCAUGUGCAUCACGGGUUCGGCCCACACCGGCAUGGAAGCUCUGCUGUGCAAUCUGCUGGAAGAGGGAGACAUCGUACUGAUCGCGAACAAUGGCAUCUGGGCCGAACGUGCGAUCAAUAUGGCCACCCGUUAUGGAGCCGACGUCCGGGUACUGGCAGGACCAGCCGACAGACCAUUCUCGAUGACCGAUUUCAAAAAGGCGAUCGAACAGCACAGACCGAAGUGUCUGUUCGUGGUACACGGAGAUUCUUCGUCUGGGUUGCUGCAACCUCUGGAAGGACUGGGCAAAAUCUGCCACGACUAUGACUGCCUACUGUUGGUAGAUGCCGUGGCUAGCCUGUGCGGGGUUCCGUUCUACAUGGACAAAUGGGAGAUCGAUGGCGCCUAUACCGGGUCACAGAAGGUGCUGGGUGCCCCACCCGGAAUAACGCCCAUUUCGAUCAGUCCGAAGGCAUUAGAAGUGAUUCGAUCGAGAAAAACACCAUCCAAAGUAUUCUACUGGGACCUGCUAGUGUUGGGCAACUACUGGGGAUGCUACGAUGAGCAGAAGCGGUAUCACCACACCGUCCCGUCCAACCUGAUAUUUGCCCUCCGCGAAGCCAUCGCCCAGGUGGCGGACGAAGGUCUUGAAGCGGUCAUUCGCCGGAGACAGGAAUGUGCCGAGCAAAUGUACCGCGGCCUGCAGGCCAUGGGCCUGGAAGUAUUCGUCAAAGAGCCCAAACAUCGGCUGCCGACCGUGACCUGUAUUAUGAUCCCCAAGGACGUCAACUGGUGGAAGGUCUCCGAGUACGCCAUGAAUAACUUCUCCUUGGAGAUUCAGGGUGGAUUCGGACCCACGAUGGGAAUUGCGUGGCGGGCCGGAAUUAUGGGCGAGAGUUCAACACUACAGCGGGUAAACUUCUACCUUUAUGUGUUCAAGGAAUCUCUCAAGGCUACUCAUCCGGACUACAUAUUCGUCGAGAGAAACGGUCACACGAACGGGAUGAAGUAAUGUUUGUCACAAUACAGCGAAUGCAGAAGAGCGGUUUUCACUAAACCACAAUUCAUGAGCAAUUGUAGCUUCAAUUUUUUGUUCUUUUUGUAACAAAGAUGGUGGUUAAUUAAGCUAAAUAAAAAGUUAGACAAUUGA